Molecule: messenger RNA, 1291 nt
Organism: Radiomyces spectabilis
Lineage: Eukaryota; Fungi; Mucoromycota; Mucoromycetes; Mucorales; Radiomycetaceae
Product: DNA/pantothenate metabolism flavoprotein
Exons: 5
Coding region: 31-1074 (347 amino acids)
Biological process (GO): coenzyme A biosynthetic process
Cellular component (GO): cytoplasm; nucleus
Molecular function (GO): phosphopantothenate--cysteine ligase activity
Source: RefSeq, a predicted model, not a curated record
CCGUCUCACUGACGCGCUGCUGAAGAUAAAAUGGAAAAGCAAGAGACACUUGUGCCGACUCAAUCGUUCCCAAUGCCGCCAUCGGACCAGCUUGUUGAUGAUGAACAAGGCGUCAUUGACCCCGAAGUCUACUUUCAGAUGAAUAAACCUCCCGCUAACUUGCCCGAAUUCGAAGCUAAGCUCACCGCAUUCGUCGACUAUCAUCAAAAACUCGGCAACCGUCUCGUGUUCAUCACCAGUGGAGGAACUACUGUGCCGUUAGAAAACCAGACAGUUCGAUUUAUCGAUAACUUUAGUAACGGUAACCGCGGUGCUGCGUCCACCGAGUAUUUCCUCGAAGCCGGUUAUGCCGUCGUAUUUCUGCAUCGCCAAUUCAGCGUCGAACCCUUUCACCGUCAUUUCACCCAUAACGCCAACACGGGCUUCCUCGACUAUCUCAGUCCUAACGCCGAUGGAUCCGUAUCGGUGAAAGGUGAAUAUGCUUCGAAAAUGCACGAGGUGUUGGAAAAGUAUCAAAAGGCCAAAUCAGAGAACAAGUUACUCUUUCUUGAUUUUGUCACCUUGGCCGAUUAUCUGUACAAGCUCAAGUCAGGCAGCCGGAUUCUGGCCCGACUCGAAGAUAAGGCCAUGUACUAUUUGGCCGCAGCUGUCAGUGAUUUUUUCAUCCCGUCCGAGAAAAUGGCGGAACACAAAAUUCAGUCGCGCAGUGGUGCAUUGACGCUGACAUUGGACCAAGUGCCCAAAUUUUUGAAGCCGUUGGUGAGUGUUUGGGCAAGCAAGGGAAUGAUUGUCUCUUUCAAGUUGGAAACGGAUACCAACUUGCUGGUACCUAAAGCCCGUCAAGCAUUAACGCGAUACGGCCAUCAAGUCGUUGUUGCCAAUAUGCUCAAUACACGUAAACAGAGAGUGACCGUGAUUACCAAGAGUUCCGAGAAACCUCUGUCGCUCACCCCGGAAGAGCUCGCUCAAGGUGCCGAAAUCGAGAGUCAGAUAAUACCAGAACUUGUGCAGAUCCACAACGGUUGGAUCAAAUCAGACGCUACCGAAGCUCACAGCUCCUCUUUCACCUCAUAGAAAAAACCCCGUCAGCACUCAAUCAACCCUUUGUGAAGCUGCGGGAAAUCUUGAAGAAAAAAAAAAUCAAAACAACAUAGAUACAACAUAUUGUAAACCACUCACAGUUUCUUCAUCGUGUUAUUGGCAGCAUUAGUAAUAUAUUCGUCGAUAAAAACCUCCUCUGUAGAAAAAAAAAAUGUAAUGGUAUCCCAUUUUCCGACCUUGCAUUAUCUUC